AAUGCGUAAGUCAAAAACAGUGGCAACUAAUCUGCUCAGGGAAGCUUUUGAUUCCAAAAUCAUCCUCCUAGUUUCUCUCUUUACCUUCUUCCUACUGUAUAGGAUAUUAAAAAUGAGGCAUGCAAAGAGUUUUCUUCUUCUUCCUCCAGGGCCUCCAAAGCUCCCAGUUAUAGGAAACAUGCACCUGCUGUCGGGUCCAGGGCCUCAUCGCAACUUGUGGGAGUUGGCUAACAAGUAUGGGCCACUGAUGUUCCUCAAGCUUGGUUCUGUCUCAACCAUCAUUGUCUCGUCAGCUGACGUUGCUGACGAGGUCAUGAAGAACAAAGAAUAUCUGCAAACCGGCCAAAACUUGCAGCUUCGGAGAUUCUUGGAUACAAUUACACUGAUAAUUAUCUUCGGGAAGAAGUUCGAAGAUCAAGAACGGUUCAGAGCAGCCAUAAAACAGUGUACGUCAUCGGCUGCAGGGUUUCACGUCGGGGACUUCUUCCCUUCUCUUUCCUUCGUCGGUGUAAUCAGUGGAAUGAAAGCCAAACUGAGGAAGAAUUUCCUCGAGUUAGAUAACAUCACAGACAAAACAAUCGGAGAAUACAUUACGAAGAAAAAAUCGAAUGGAAUCGGGAACGAAGAUCAGAGAAGUGACUCCCGACCUUAUUUGAAAGGGUGCCUGAGUCGAAACGGCCCGAAGCAAACCGGCAUUCCCGCCUUCACCGUUCCCUUUAUAAACCACCCCAUUUCUCAAUCUUCACCUCUCUAUCUCUCCGACGCCGCCGGUUUACCAUCACUCAUCGCCAUGAAUCCACCAACCGCCUCGGAAGGAUCGACGGAGGGAAACGAAAGCAUGUAUCCAUCGAUAUCGUUAAUUGAAACGGGAAGCACUGGCGAAGCUUAGGGACUCCUAAAAGUUUCAAAAGCUUGAUUACUUCUCCAUUACUUCCACGAAGAGACACAAAAUACCCGCGAGCGUUGGACUCUGUUAAAAUUAAAUAGAAUCAGAACAC
This is a messenger RNA of Rubroshorea leprosula, 998 nucleotides long. The record is from the annotation of a GenBank genome assembly. Lineage: Eukaryota; Viridiplantae; Streptophyta; Magnoliopsida; Malvales; Dipterocarpaceae.